This is a messenger RNA of Phaedon cochleariae (mustard beetle), 4640 nucleotides long. Lineage: Eukaryota; Metazoa; Arthropoda; Insecta; Coleoptera; Chrysomelidae. The record is from the annotation of a GenBank genome assembly.
AAGGCAAACCAGUGGCCCAAGAUGACCGCUUUGAAGUGUCCACCUCUCCAGCGCGCCUCACCAUUCGUUCCCUCACCAAGGAGGAUCGCGGCAUGUUCCAAUGCCUCAUAGGCAACGGGUGGGACCAGGCGCAGGCGGCUGCUGAGCUGGACCUGGGCGACGCGGGGCCCGAGCUGGUCUACUGGUUCGCCGAGCAGACGCUGCAGCCAGGUCCGACGGUGUCCUUGAAGUGCGUCGCGCAGGGCAACCCGCCGCCGCAGUUCGCCUGGACGCUGGACGGGUUCGCCGUGCCCGACCAUCCCCGCUUCCUCGUAGGUCAAUACGUCACCAUCCAAGACGACGUGAUCAGCCACGUCAACAUAUCCAAUAUAAAGGCAGAAGAUGGCGGCGAGUAUACAUGUACGGCACACAAUAGCGUCGGCAAGAUUUCCCAUAGCGCACGAGUGAACGUUUACGGCCUUCCGUAUAUCCGGGAAAUGUCCAAAAUUACCGGCAUUGCAGGGUCCAGCCUCAUUAUAAAGUGCCCAGUGGCCGGCUACCCAGUGGAGACCAUCACGUGGGAGCGCGAGGGGCAGGUCCUGCCGACGAACCGCCGCCAGCGGGUGUACGCCAACGGCACGCUGGUGGUGGAGCAGACGCAGCGCGGCGAGGACGCCGGCACGUACACGUGCCAGGCGCAGAACAGGCAGAGGAACACUGCCAGGCGGGACGUCGAGGUCCAAGUCAUAGUGCCGCCCAAGAUCCUGCCCAUCAACCCGAUGACAGACCUGCUGCGCGAAGGCAUGCGCGCCGCCAUCACCUGCCAGAUCAUGGAGGGCGACCUGCCCAUCUCCUUCCGGUGGGAGCGCGACGGCCGCGCUGUGGCGACCGGCGCCGCCGUCGGGACGGCGAUACGACGCAUCGACGAGUUCGCGUCGUCACUGAUCAUCGACCAGGUGACCGCCGCCCACACCGGGAAUUACACGUGCGUGGCCAGCAACGUGGCGGGGGCCGAGAAGUACGUCGUGCCGCUCACCGUCAACGUUCCUCCACGCUGGACUGUAGAACCUUCAGAUGCAAGUGUAGCAGCUACUCAAGAGGCUACCAUACAUUGUCAAGCCGAAGGAUAUCCAAAGCCAGUCGUUACUUGGAGAAAAGCAGUUGGGGAACAACCUGGUGAGUACAAGGACUUCCUUUUCGAACCCAAUGUACAACAGUACCAGAACGGUUCCCUCAAUUUUGCCCACAUAUCCAAAGAAAACGAAGGGCAGUAUCUUUGCGAGGCCAAGAACAAUAUAGGAGCUGGAGUGAGCAAAGUUAUAUCUUUGAAGGUCAAUGCGCCAGCUCAUUUUUCGCAAAAAUCGAAGCAAAUUCAAGUUGUGAAAGGAGAACCUGCUCAUUUACAAUGUUCUGCGUUGGGUGAUACUCCAAUGGAAAUCAAUUGGAAAGUUGGAGGACAACACAUAUCAAAAGAUGGAGAUCAAAGAUAUUCCAUUCGCGAACAGAUUCUCGUCGAAGGAAUGGUCUCGGAGUUAGGAAUCGAGCGCAGCAUCCGACAGGACACCGGCAUUUUCAUUUGCUCGGCUGCUAACGCGUACGGCAGCGACGACAUCAACAUCCAAUUGAUCGUCCAGGAAAUUCCCGAACCGCCCAGGAACGUCAGGGUCAUGGACCAGAUGUCCAGGUCGAUAGGAGUGUCUUGGACGCAGCCGUAUGCUGGGAACAGCCCGAUUACCAGCUAUAUUGUGCAGUACAAACCAGGAGCAGAUGCUUGGCCUAAUCAACCUACGAAAGUCUCAGUGCCUGGUUCUCAAACGACAACGACUAUUCCAAAUUUGCAUCCAGCUCAAGUGUAUCACUUGAGGAUUCUAGCUGAGAAUCGACUAGGCUUGAGUGAUCCAAGUCAAACUGUACAAGUCAGUACUCUGGAAGAGAUUCCUAGUGGUGCUCCUGUUGAUAUAAGGGCCGAACCGAAAAGUUCUACAGAAUUGGUCGUCACUUGGGAACCACCUGCAAGAGAAACGUGGAAUGGAAACCUCCUUGGAUACCACGUAGGGUACCAGGAGUAUUCUGGCGAAGAGGCAAACAACGUAGCUCAAAAUUUCGUUUUCAAAAGUGUGGAGGUUAGGCCACAUUAUGGUGGCGAAGCUACUCUACAAGCACUUUCAAAGUUUUCAACUUAUAGUAUAAUUGUACAGGCUUAUAAUAGUAGAGGUUCAGGUCCAGCUAGCGAACCAGUCACCGCAAGAACUCUAGAAGACUCGCCUACCCUACCUCCAGAGAAUGUUCAGUGUUCUGUGGUUAAUGCUCAAAGUUUACACAUAUCAUGGGAACCCCCACUUCUUGAGGGUCAAAACGGUAUCAUCCAGGGAUAUAAAGUGACUUAUCAUUCUGUCGGAGAGUGGUUUGACAACGAAGACCAACAAACGAAACUAGUUAGUCAAUUGCGCACAACGAUUUCUGGGUUGAGGAAGUAUACUAAUUACAGUAUGACUGUUUUGGCAUACACUUCUACUGGAGAUGGUGUCAGAUCUGCUCCAGUAUAUUGUCAGACUGAAGAGGAUGUGCCCUCUUCUCCUGCUCAAAUAAAAGCUGUUCUGAGUGCCCCUAACAAAAUAUUAGUUUCUUGGUUACCCCCGAGAUACAGCAACGGUCCCUUGACUGGUUACACAUUCUACAUGAGUGUCGUAGAAGAUGGCCAAGAAGAAGGCACACACAAACGCGCACUCAAUCCAAAUACGGAAAUGCACGAAGUUAUACGAACUCAAGAAACGUCCACUCUUCAGUUUUGGGUUACUGCCUCCACAAGAAUAGGUGAAGGUGAGAGUACCAGAGUAGCAACAGUAACUCCUUCCAAAAACGUACCUGCAAAGAUAGCCUCGUUCGGCCAUGAAGUGAUAAGCACUUGGAAGCAAGACAUCUAUCUUCACUGCCGCCGUGUAGGCAUACCCUUCCCCAACGCUAUCUGGAGAUUGAAUGACAAGCCCCUAGAAGUAGGGGGUCGCUGUUCGGUCUUAGCUAAUGCAACAUUGAUUAUUAAAGAUAUACAAAGCGGGGAUCAAGCGAACUAUUCUUGUAGUGUAGAAAAUCAAUACGGUAAAGAUGAGAUUGUUUAUAGUUUGAAAGUGUUAGUGCCCCCCGAAGCUCCAGUGUUAACCGUUGUGGAGUCUUUCACGGAUAGUCUACAGUUGAGAUGGAGCGAUCAAGGAAACGGUGGGUCGCCAAUUUUAGGUUAUGUCAUUAAUUAUAAAAGGAAUCAUGGCGACUGGGAGGAGUUGCAGAUUUCGGCAAGAACUGAUGAGCAUAUGCUGAGAAACUUAUGGUGCGGCACCAAGUACCUUUUAUACAUUACUGCCUUCAACAGAAUCGGUACUGGGUUGCCUUGUGAUAUUGUACCUGCCCAUACGAAGGGCACAGUACCUGUGCAGCCCAAACAAUCCCAGAUGCUAACGAUGAACUCUACUGUCGUGACAGUUUGGUUAGACUCUUGGGGUGACGGUGGUUGCGGAAUCCUUUACUAUAUGGUAGAGUACAAGCAGUUUAGGCACUUAUCUUGGACAACAUCUUCCAACCAUGUUAAACCUACAGAGAGAAUAUACAGCAUCCAAGACUUAAUGCCUGCGACUGAAUAUCGGCUCAAAAUAACUGCUCAUAACAACGCAGGAGAUACUGAAGCAAUCUAUAAUUUUACAACGCUAACUGCGUUAGGUGUUGUUCCGGAGUUGGCGCCGCCAGUGUCACAUUCGGGAGAUCAUCCAUUUUAUGCAAACGCCAAAGUUCUUGUGCCAAUAAUGUUAUCAUUACUUGUUUUAGCGGCUUUGAUUGCCACUCUAUUCUGGAGAAGAAAGAUUCGACAGGACGAGCAGACCCAAUCAAUAGGCGAGUCCCCGUCGAUGGCCCAGAUCCAGAACAAGCAGAACCGCGACCAGCAGUACCUGGCGGUACGCGUGGGGCGGGGCCAGCAGCCUCUGGCGGAGUCAGUCGACUACAAAGCGGAAUCGGCCGACUACAUCGAAGACAUCUGCCCUUACGCCACCUUCCAACUGUCGAAGCCCGCGUACAGCGAGAGCUCCUACAGCGGCAACGUGUACAGCGGGCCGUACCACUCGAGUAAAGAACACGAAUAUUCCAAAGUGAGGAGAAAAGGGGGAAGACUGAGAGACCCACAUUCAGAGAGUCAAGAAUCUGAUAACCUGGGCAGCACUGACUCAGAAGUGAAGAAGAUAUUAACUCUUCACCUGCCUAUUUCAGAGUACGACACCCUCGGCUCAGAUUCUGAGGGAGAUGCUAGAGCGACCAGUCAGGAGAUGAUGUCGUUCACUCACAGGAUGAGAGGAGGAGCCGAGGGAUCGUCCUCAUCAUCCGAAACUUCGCCGCCGUCUGGCAGCGUCGGCAGGAAACCGUACCAAUCCCGUAAGGGCAAAAUCAAGGCCACGCCGUCGAACAAGCGUCACGUGCGCAGUAGCAGCGGCUAUUCCAGCCACAACGAAGAGACCACGUUCAGCAUCUCGCAUGCUCCCAGCUUCAACGAGCGCAUCCACCCGCCGAGCAGGUUCAGCGAUCUGAAUCCGCGCAGUCUGAGCGAGUCGGUGUAUGAGAAAGGGCUGAAGGCGCGCGGCAUGUCCAAGCUGAGCAGGGAAACGUUCCAGAUAAACGUCUGA